GGUCUUUUUUCCUCAGGUCUCAUAAGUUGCUCUUAUCCGAAUUUAAGGGUUUUGUUUCUUCAUCUCCUGCGAUUGUCGAAUUCUCGAAACCCUAAUCGUAGCAAUCAGGGCUUUGUGUCCUAAUUGUUUACUCCCUCAUAUCAAUUAAGGUUCAUGUCUGAUCUCGACAGCCAGAUUCCCACUACCUUCGAUCCGUUUGCAGAUGCAAAUGCUGAGGACUCGGGUGCUGGAACUAAGGAGUACGUGCACAUUCGUGUUCAGCAGCGUAAUGGUAGGAAAAGCUUGACAACAGUGCAGGGACUGAAGAAAGAAUACAGCUAUAGCAAGAUCCUAAAGGACCUCAAGAAAGAGUUCUGCUGCAAUGGCACUGUGGUUCAGGACCCUGAACUAGGACAGGUUAUUCAGCUUCAAGGCGACCAGCGGAAAAACGUCUCCACGUUCCUUGUUCAGGCGGGGCUUGUGAAGAAAGACAACAUCAAGAUCCAUGGUUUCUGAGUGAAGUGCUUUUCCCUAAAACCAAGUCUUCAACUAUAAACGACCGCUCUCUCCCUUUGUGUUUGUUUGUCUUCUUUUUAAUGUUUUAUGAUGCUCGAGUAUAAACCAGUUUUCUUCUUCUUA
This is a messenger RNA of Tarenaya hassleriana, 618 nucleotides long. Its product is annotated as protein translation factor SUI1 homolog 1. The record is from RefSeq and is a predicted model, not a curated record. The transcript has 5 exons. Lineage: Eukaryota; Viridiplantae; Streptophyta; Magnoliopsida; Brassicales; Cleomaceae. Gene Ontology annotation, molecular function: RNA binding; translation initiation factor activity. Bases 154 to 495 code for a protein of 113 amino acids. Gene Ontology annotation, biological process: translational initiation.